Molecule: messenger RNA, 1692 nt
Organism: Phanerochaete carnosa HHB-10118-sp
Lineage: Eukaryota; Fungi; Basidiomycota; Agaricomycetes; Polyporales; Phanerochaetaceae
Exons: 7
Coding region: 206-1615 (469 amino acids)
Biological process (GO): G protein-coupled receptor signaling pathway
Cellular component (GO): membrane
Molecular function (GO): mating-type factor pheromone receptor activity
Source: RefSeq, a predicted model, not a curated record
AAGGAAUCAUCAUGACUGCUCGUAGAGACAGCAGGUUGAGAAGUAUGCGUAUAUAGCGGGGCGGCGAAUCUUGUAUUCAUGCGCGGCCCUUUGCAACACACCCUCUCCGCGCAGGCGCACCACUUCUGUCGCGUUCUUCGCAUUCGUCGCUCCUUCACCAGCAACCAGGCUCUCCCAAUAUUCAUUUGCAGCUGCUUCAGACGAGAUGGGUCUUCCGUGGUCUGUCCAACAGGCGAUCUAUACAGCAUUCUGUGGACUGGGCUUCAUCCUGUCGUACAUUCCACUGUACUGGCAUCUCGAAGCAUGGAACAUGGGUGCUGUGCUGUGGGUCUUUUGGUCGGGCACCGGCUGCCUCAUCUAUUUUGUCAACGGUAUAAUAUGGCACGACAAUACGAUUGACUGUGCCCCGGUAUGGUGUGAUAUCGUCACGCGUUUCAUGCAAGCGCAGCCUAUUGGCACGACGAUUGCAUCCGCUCUCAUCAACCAUCGGCUGUAUAAGCUGACUAAGCUUUCUGUGACGCAUACUACUGCCGCAGAUAAGCGCAGGAUGGGAAUCAUAGACCUAAGCAUCGGCCUCGGCAUUCCUGCAAUAUUCAUGGGCACAUACUGGUUUGUCCAGGGGCAUCGCUUUGAUAUCUUCGAAGGUGUUGGCUGCGCUCAGGACUCGCCCCUCACGUAUGUUUGGAUAUUCACGUACGGUAUCUGGCCAACGAUAAUUACCACCAUAUCUGCUUGUUUCGGCGUAAUGACGAUCCUUGCCUUCAUGAGACAUCGCAAAGAAAUCGACAUUCUAGUCUCUGAGAAGCAUCGCAGCCUUACCUCCUAUCGCUACUUUCGCCUAAUGGUCUUCGCCUCCGUCGACGUUCUCUUCCUGCUUCCCCUCACCAUCUUUCUCCUUUUCGAAGUCGUCACGACCCAAGACUUAUACCCCUGGAACGGCCUCGCGGACCUGCAUUUUGACUUUUCGAAUGUCCUACAAAUACCUGCCGACUCAUGGCGCGCGCGACAGGGCACGAUCAACCAGGUGCUCACCGCACCGGGGACAGCCAUUGGCUCCUCACUCGUUUUCUUCGCGUUCUUCGGCAUGGCGAAAGAGGCGCGCGUACACUACCGCAAGGCAUUCAACGCCCUCCGUAGGAAAUGCGGUGCACUCUGCGCACGGCCACGCUUCGUCGGCGAGAAGCUGCCCAGCACACCCGAGCCCCCGCGCGCUGGCGGCGGCGGCAUCAGCCACUUGUCGAUGCCGAGCUUUGUGCAGCGCAUCCCUACCGCGCUCGGCCUACACAAGAAGAGGAGCGGCUCGCUCUCGUCUGUGUUCUCCAUCUCCGUCACCGUCGAAGACCUCACCGUCUCCGACGUCGAGCUCGGCGCGGCGCGCCCGCCAGCCGCCGCGCGGAAACCAACGCGUCAGGUGUACGAUAAUGAGGACGUGCCAACGUCGGAGCUCGACGAUGGCUAUGGCGCGCCGAUGUUGAGCAGGCCGCCUGGCCUGGUGCCGGUGCGGCACGACAGUCUCCCCAUGACCCCUGACAGUCGCUUGCAGCGGCCCCCCAGCCACUCCUUCCACGGCCCACGUUCGGUUACCAGUACGAUGAACACUUUGGACGCCCUGUAGCAUAGCUUCGUCGCCCACCCACCUCGCGCCUGCUUCAUGUAGUACCGGUGUUGUAAUUUUGUCUUUUGUCUUCGCAU